UAUAUCGGCACCGAACCAUAAGACAAACGCAGCAGAAGAAAAGAGAGAGAGAGAAAGAGAGAGACGUAGAAAGAGAAGAUACGAGAUAGAGAGAGAAAGAGAGAAAGCUCGUGGAAGAUCACUGUCUCCUACAAUGCCUGUGAAGACGAGCUUCUCGGCGGCUGAGAUUCCCGAUGAGGAAGUGGAAGACAAAGACCAACCUCGCGACCGAUUUAACCCGGAAGCUGAAGAGAACGAGGAAGAGGAUCUAGAAGAGAAGGUUGAGAAGAAAGACGAAGAAGAAGAAGGAGACGAUGCGGAAGUGAAACGCGACGAAGCGGACGAAGAAGAAGAAGCAGAAGAAGCAGACGAAGACGAAGAAGAAGACGAAGCAGACGGCGAAGAAGAAGAAGAUGAUGUUGAAGAUGAAGAUGCAGAGGAGGAACAAGAAGAAGAAGAAGAAGAAGAAGAAGGUAAAGAUUCUAAGGAAAAAAGUUCAUCUCCGAACUCAGGAGAACAAUCAGAAUUUAUGGAUAUUGAUCUAGGGGAAAUCCGUAAAGACGUGCAGUGUCCGAUAUGCCUAGGAAUUAUAAAGAAAACAAGGACUGUGAUGGAAUGCUUGCACCGGUUCUGCCGGGAAUGCAUUGAUAAGUCAAUGAGAUUGGGGAACAACGAAUGUCCUGCUUGCAGGAAACAUUGUGCAAGCCGGCGUUCUCUGAGAGACGACCCAAAAUUUGAUGCUCUCAUUGCAGCUCUGUUCACAAACAUUGAUAGUUAUGAGGAAGAGGAAUUGGCUUUUCACGAAGAUGAUAAGGCUCGUAAUAAGCAGAUUCAAGCAUCUAUAGCUGAAAUAUCACAACGACAAUCUGAGGCUCUUGUGAAAAGAAGAUCUUUUGGUAAAGAGGCAGCAGUUCUAAUGAGAUCACAGCGUAGUGCUAGUGGCUCCAGAAGGAGAAGGAACUGCAGAAACAUGGAACAAAACGCAUUAGAAACCCAUGAGGAUGAUAAUAAUGAUGAUAAUAACAACAACGGAGGAGGAGGAGGCAAAGAUUCGUCGUCAGAUGAGCGUGGUGCAGAAGUCCGGCAGAGAAAACGAAGAAAGCGAUCUACAAUUCGUUCAACACAACACCCUUCUUCUUCAGGUGCAAACAACAAUAACAACAAUGGUAACUGCGCAGAUAACGACACCGAAGUGUAUAGAGACAGCAAAGGAAUAUCCCCUGGGCUUGAGUGGAAUCCUGAGAUACUUGCUUGGGGAAGAGGUGGUACAAGGAGUAACACAAGGCAUGGGAAUAAUACACCAGGAGGUAGUGUUAAGAGUCUGAGGAAUGCUCGUGUGAAUAAACUUGUGGAAUAUCUACGCAGCAACGUAGAUGGUAACAGUUUAGAGCUGGAUAUUCAUCUCAAGCUUGUCUCACUAGAUACAAAUUGUGUACCAGACUUACCGCAGCCAUAUCUCCGUUGCCGACCCACUUUGCUUGUAAAACAGCUCCGAGAAUUUGUAGCACUUCAGAUGCAUUUGAAGUCUGAAGAGGUUGAAUUGUUGGGAACAAGAAGAUUAGGAGGAGAAGAUAAGGAAAUAGAGAAUCUCCCUGUAGUGACUUCAGCUUCAGCAGCAGUAGCAUCCAAAGAUGAGAUGCAAAGUCUGGAAGACAAUGAAACAUUGUCAAGGCUCAAAGUCGAUUUCUUUUCAAGCCAUGAACAACAUUUGAUCAUAGCUUAUCGGCAAAAGCAAACCGAGUGAAGAAACUUGGAGCCUUUAAGGACGUGCUGCAAACAACGUAUAUAUAUAAACAGAUGGAUCAGGGCUUGUUGCUAGAUUAUAUAUCUCAUUUGGUUUUUUAUUCAAGUAGUUAAAUUCUAUGGAGGUUUACAUUUGUGUCACUGUUUUUCUUUCUUACUCGUUGUAGACGUUGCUUAGUAUUAUAUAAAGAGCAAGUUUUUAUAAGGAAAUCUUCUU
Messenger RNA from Eutrema salsugineum, 1939 nucleotides. Its product is annotated as putative E3 ubiquitin-protein ligase RING1a. The transcript is spliced from 10 exons. Bases 134 to 1723 code for a protein of 529 amino acids. NCBI's taxonomy places the organism in Eukaryota, Viridiplantae, Streptophyta, Magnoliopsida, Brassicales, Brassicaceae. The record is from RefSeq and is a predicted model, not a curated record.